Messenger RNA from Engraulis encrasicolus (European anchovy), 1217 nucleotides. Its product is annotated as L-asparaginase-like. Gene Ontology annotation, molecular function: protein binding. The transcript has 8 exons. The record is from RefSeq and is a predicted model, not a curated record. NCBI's taxonomy places the organism in Eukaryota, Metazoa, Chordata, Actinopteri, Clupeiformes, Engraulidae. The coding region runs from base 181 to 966 and encodes 261 amino acids.
AUUCAGCCUUUCCUUGAUAUUCUGCUGCGACUGCGAGCUCAAUUUUGUUUUCGGAAGCAGGAGAGAUAAACGCGACUUAUAUAAAAUAUUUCUUCUUAGUUGGAAGGCUACGUUAUUCCACCAGAGGUAGGCUGACAAGGGUUAACAAUUGCUAGCAAGACGUUAGCAAAGACAAGAGCCAUGCAAAACGAUCCUUUGGUGUCCGUCACAAAUGUCGAGGUCUUGGGCCCGAAAACAAGAAACAGGGAUUUCUUGAAAUGUGUUGGUGACUUGAUAGGUUCAAGGCUGGGCAAAACAAAGAGAAACAAAGAGACGGACUUUGGGAAUAAAGCCUAUGCAUAUUUUGCAUGUAAAUGUGUGGCCAACAAUGACUUCGUAAGUUUGCAAGAGCUUCUAAAAGUGGUGGACAUUGACACCUCGGACUACAAUGGCCAGACACCUAUCCACAGGGCAUGUGAAAUGGGCAACAUUGGUAUGAUGAAGUACCUCAUCACCAAAGGAUGCUCGUAUAAUCUCGCUGAUGUUCAAGGAAACACCCCCAUGACCCUUGCCAUCAUGAACAACGACGUUAUCAUGGUGAGGACCUUGCAGAUGUUGGGAGGAGCCGUGUACCUGGAGUCUGUUAGGAUCGGCAUGGAGCUGUGCAAGGCGACGCAAGCCAGGGAUUACAGGAAACUACAGGCCUGGUUCUUCGCAGGCGUUGACAUGGACCAGGGGGAUUACAAUGGGAGGACAGCCAUGCACACAGCUGUGCGUAACAGGGACGCUAUGACUGUGUCCAGACUCCUGGAGUACGGUGCUACGCCCCUGGAGGAAGACACAUGGGGUUGGACGGCACUUGCUGAGGCCAAGAAACACCACCUGACUGACAUCCUCAUGUUGUUCCAUCCACUCUUCACCGAAAAGUUCACCACCAAGCACCUGUACCAGCUGUACAAAUCAGGCAUGGAUGACGCACUGGAGUGAAUCUAGUCACCAGCGCCCCUCAUUUUCCAGUUUUGUGGAGUUGUCUAAAUGCUUCUUUUGAUAAUACAUUGAAUGAAUCGUCAGUGUUGUAUUUUUGUUUAUAUAGUCACAGUUGAGGUUAGUGGACAACACAAGUGCAAUCCUUUUAACACCAAUUCCUUCCCCCUUUCCAGUGCACCAUUUAUACAUAUGCUUAUUUUCUCUCCAAAUGUUUGCAUUUGAAAAAAAAUAAAAAGUGCUGGAAAGGACAA